This is a messenger RNA of Podarcis lilfordi (Lilford's wall lizard), 8998 nucleotides long. NCBI's taxonomy places the organism in Eukaryota, Metazoa, Chordata, Lepidosauria, Squamata, Lacertidae. The record is from the annotation of a GenBank genome assembly.
AUGAGUUUCUUUAGCCAGUCCUCCAGGCAAGCCGCUUCUUCCCGCAGCAGCAGCAACAGCAGCCGAGGACCUGCAAGGAUGUCUGGCCAUGGAGCAUGCAGCUUCAGCGGUGGAUCGAGCGGCAGGGCCUUUGGUGGAAGCUCCAGUUUCAGUGGUGGAUCGAGCGGCAGGGGCUUGGGUGGAAGCUCAAGCUUCAGCGGUGGAUCUAGCAGAAGGACCAUUGGUGGAGGCUCCAGCUGUGGUGGCGGCGCCUGGGGCUCUGGCGGGGGCAUGUGCGGUAUGAAUGGGAUGUCUGAGAGCAGAGGGAGAUGGAGUUCUGGUGGCAUGUCAUGUGGUGCUGGUGGGUCCUGGGGCUCAAGUGCUGUGUGGGGCGCCGUUGGAGGUGGGUCGGCCGGGGGCUUUAACGGCUUCGGGGGCGGCGAGGGCGGACUCCUUUCCGGCGGCGAGAAGCAGACGAUGCAAAAUCUCAACGACCGCUUGGCAGCCUAUCUGAACAACGUCCAAGCGCUGGAGGAGGCGAACAGUGACCUGGAGAGGAAGAUUGCAGAAUGGUACGAGAAGUUUGGAGGAAGCACCAGAGGCGGAGAGCAACGGGAUUACAGCAAGUAUUACACAGUCAUCGAUGACCUUAGGGCACAGGUAUGGAAAGAAACAAGCCACGCAGAUAUGUCGCAGGGCUUUAUUUGCUGCGUUUGUUCGAUUCACAAGGCUUAUACAGUCGUACCUUGGAAGUCAAACGGAAUCCAUUCCAGAAGUCCGUUCGACUCCCAAAAUGUUCGGAAAACAAAGUGCUUCCUGCAGCCAAUGGGAAGCUGUGGAAGCCCCUUCAGAUGUUCGGCUUCCCAAAAUAGUUUGCAAACCGGAACAUCACUUCUUUUGUGUUCAGGAGCCAAUAUGUUCCAGAACUAAGUUGUUCAAAAACCAAGGUACGGCUAUAUUUAUGUUGUGAAUUUGCAGGUGGAGGGGGGCAGGAGAGAGUUAAUGGGGCCAGAAGGACUGCUGAGGUCCCUUAAUGGUCAACAAGCCAAGUUGCCAAACACAUCUAUUAGGAAAAUUACUGGUGAAUGCCCCUUAAUAACUAGGAAAUAACUGGAGACACCAGAACAUAGGAAGGUGCCUUACACUUAGCCAAGCUACUCAUCCAACUAUGUUGGUGUUGUCUACACUGAGUCAUAGUGACUGUCCAUGAUUUCAGAGAGGCUUCUCUCCUAGUCUGUUCUGGAGAUGCCAGGGAUUGAAUCUGCAUGCAAAGCAGAUGCUCUAUCAUUGAGUUACAGCCCUUUCUCAAAGACACCCCUGGAAGGUGAGAUCCAUUUUGACAAAGGGCAUACUUUUAUUCCCCCAACCCUCACAUUAUUAUUAUUAUCAAUUGAGUUUAUCUACUACCCUAUACCCAGAGGUCUCGGGGUGGGUCACAGAAAUAUUGUAACCUUUCUUCAUAGAGGAGUAGCCCCAGCUCCCCAGUCAUCUAUUGCUGAAAUAUUAAUUUUAUUUACCUACUUUUCUGUGGGUUUUUUGUUAGUAUUCUUCCAUUCUAAUUAAAAAAACUCCUUAAACUUAUUGGAUGCUUAGUUUUAGACAAAAUCUAUUCUAACUAUAUAAAAGAGAAGAAAGAAAUGAUGUCGUUUUAAAACCCGUAUAUCUCUCAUCUGUCUAUUUAAUACUAUAUAUUCCCCUCAUUAAUUAACCAGACUUGUCUUGACUUCCCACAACAAAGGGAGACAGUUAAGAAAUAUAACAUAAUUCAUAAUCCGUCCUAUUCUUAAUGGUGCUAAAUAAUAAUUACUGUACAAAUUAAAAUUGGGUAGGAAUUUCCAACAGCACUGUCGUUUAUUUCUCUGGGGGAAGCCAUGACUAUUUAAAGUGGUAUCAUAGUGCUUUAAAUGUGUGUGAAUGAGUUGGGAGAGGAACUUACUGCAUGUCCGAAUUCAACAUUCAAUUAUAUAUUAAUUAUUGAUUCUUUCUUUUGCAGAUAAUUGCUGCAAUUACAGACAAUGGCGGCCUCAUUUUGCAGGUUGACAAUGCUAGGCUGGCUGCUGCUGACUUCAAGCUGAAGUAAGUGGGACAAAAUGGGCAUCUGCUCCACAUCCUGGUGGAGAUGUUUGCUGAAUCAUUCGUGUAGAGCAGAAAAACCAGCCUAUUGUGAGGUCUCCAGCAUGCAUAUCCCAUGAGGUGUAAAUACAGUACAUUUACUGUAUGCUUGGGUGGAACAAAUUCAUACCCACCAGCCAAUGAAUUGCAUUUGUAUGCUCCAGCACAGACCCAACCAUGUCAACUCAGAAGUACGUCCCAUGGAGUUCAGUGGGGCUUACUCCCAAGGGUUAUAGGGCUGCAGCCCUAAUUUCACAUCAUAAAUUUAGCUGAGUGCUUAACUAAUUCCAGGUUUGGUUCAUAAUGUGUGACAAAAACACCGCUGAUAACCACACCUUCUUUAAAACCUGAUAUGCAAGCAAAUAGCCCCAACAUAAAGCUGUGGGUUAAACCACAGAGCCUAGGACUUGCCGAUUAGAAGGUUGGCAGUUCGAAACCUCAUGACGGGGUGAGCUCCCGUUGCUCGGUCCCUGCUCCUGCCAACCUAGCAGUUUGAAAGCACAUCAAAGUACAAGUAGAUAAAUAGGUACCACUCUGGUGGGAAGGUAAACUGCAUUUCCAUGCGCUGCUCUGGUUCGCCAGAAGCGGCUUAGUCAUGCUGGCCACAUGACCCAGAAGCUGUACGCCGGCUCCCUCGGCCAAUAUAGCGAGAUGAGCGCCGCAACCCCAGAGUCGGUCACGACUGGACCUACUGGUCAGGGGUCCCUUUACCUUUAAAAUAAUAUAGGAACUUAAGAAGAGCCUGCUGAAUCAGGCCAGUGGCCCAUCUAGUCCAGCAUCUGCAAGCAGGAUUUGAGCGCAAGAGACCUCUCUCCUCCUGUGGUUUCCAGGAACUGGUCUUCAGAAGCAUUGUUGCCUCCAGCCGUGAAGAAAACUAAUGAAGGCAUGGAAGAAAACAGCCACAGAGAAGGAACAUAUUCCCCUCUGUGUGUUCAGAUGUUUCCCACAUGAUCUGCUGACAACCUUUUUAAUCCAUUUUGCUUCAGGUACGACAAUGAUGUGGCUCUCCGCCAGAGCGUUGAAGCUGACACCAAUGGCCUCCGUAAGGUCCUAGAUGAGAUAACCAUGAGCAGGAGUGAUCUUGAAAUGCAGAUUGAAAGCCUGACUGAGGAGCUUGAGUACAUGAAGAAGACUCAUGAAGAGGUAAUGUAGGUCUCAGUAAUGCCUAAAGUCAGGUCCAAUAUGUGUGUGUUUGUGUAUAUUUACCUUUACAUAUGUAGGGAUGCGGGUGGCACUGUGGGUUAAAGCACAGAGCCUAGGACUUGCCGAUCAGAAGGUCAGCGGUUCGAAUCCCCGCAACGGGGUGAGCUCCUGUUGCUUGGUCCCUGCUCCUGCCAACCUAGCAAUUCGAAAGCAUGUCAAAGUGCAAGCAGAUAAAUAGGUACCGCUCUGGCAGGAAGGUAAACGGCAUUUCCGUGCGCUGCUCUGGUUCACCAGAAGUGGCUUAGUCAUGCUGGCCACAUGACCCAGAAGCUAUCUGCAGACAAACGCCGGCUCCCUCGGCCUAUAGAGCGAGAUGAGCGCCGCAACCCCAGAGUCGGUCACGACUGGACCUAAUGGUCAGGGGUCCCUUUACCUUUACCUUUACAUAUACACACACAUCUUAAGGGCAAUGGGUGCUUGGCGGGGGACUUAAUAGUAUUGGUUUGCAUUACCCAUAUAGAUAAUAGGGGAGCGGGUGGCACUGUGGUCUAAACCACUGAGCCUCUUGGGCUUGCUGAUCAGAAGGUCGGCAGUUCAAAUUAACAUGAUGGGGUGAGGUACUGUUGCUUUGCCCCAGCUUCUGCCAACCUAGCAGUUCAAAAGUACACCAGUGCAAGUAUAUAGAUAGGUACCGCUGCAGCAGGACGGUAAAUGGCAUUUCUGUGCGUUCUGGUUUCCAUCACGGUGUUCCGUUGCUCCAGAAGCUGGCUACAUGAACUGGAAAGCUGUCUGUGGACAAACGCUGGCUCCUGUGGCCUGAAAGCGAGAUGAGUGCCACAUGCCAGUCACCUUUUCACCUUUAAAGGCCUUUUCACCUUUACAUAGAUAAUAAACAGACCAGUGUCCAAAUCAAGCUUUAGCUAUGCAGGAAAAACUUAAGAUAAAUGAUGGCGCAGAAUACAAAUAUUACAGGGGUACUAACUUGAAUAAAAUAUUGUUGGGGGACCAGGUAAGCCCCACCCCACAUAAUCACAUGACACAGUGUACAAUGCAACAUUUGAAUGGGAAUGCUCAUCAAUUCUGUGAGGGCCCGGCCCCCUCAAAUAUUUUAUUGUGGGGGCCAAGGCCCCAUGGUAAGAGCAGGCACCCCCAAACUCAGUCCUCCAGAUGUUUUGGGACUACACCUCCCACCAUCCCUAGCUAACAGGACCAGUGGUCAGGGAUGAUGAGAAUUGUAGUCCCAAAACACCUGGAGGGCCAAGUUUGGGGGUGCCUGGGUAAGAGGGACCCCAAACCUACGCCUGCUCAAUCUAUUUUGGAUCAGAUACAGACCUCUCUGGAGUCUGGGCAGUAGAAGCAAAGCUAUUGAAACCAGUAAACAUCAUCUAGAAAACAUUACAAUUACUCAGAGAUACUCCUGGUAUUUUUUUAAAAAAAGAUUUAUUUUCCUGCUCUUGCAGCAAGUGUUGAAAGAACAUUUUUAUUGAUGCAGGAUAUGAGCUCUGUGACUGAUACAACGGCCGGAGGCAUUGAUGUGCAAAUGAAUGCCGCCCCAGGAGUUGACCUGACUGCGCUCCUCAAUAAGAUGAGAGGAGAAUAUGAAGCCCUCGCUGAGGAGAACAGGCAAGACAUUGAGGCCUGGUUCAACGAACAGGUAGGUGGCGGAAAUGCUCACUUUUUUUAUUAUUUCAAUAGUUUUCAUUUGGUUUUACAAAUUCAUUCACACUCAUAGUCACAAGUAAUAAAAAAUAACACAAGAUUCUUCCGAAACUCAAGACUUCCCUCCUCCCCUCCGUGGGUUCCUUAAGGUAACUUUUUUUAAAACUGCAUAUUAUAUGUCCAUCUAAUUUACAAUCCUCCAUUGUAUCGAAGGUCUAUGUAUCAUUGCAACCUUUAAAACCUGCCAAAGAGUUCAAGUGUUUACAGUGGUCUUUCAAAUAUAAUAUGAAUUUGUCCCAUUCCUUGUUGAAGCUUUGAUCCUCCUGAUUUCUGAUUUUCCCAGUUGAUCUUGCCAUCUCUACAUAGUCCAGUAGUUUCAUCUGCCAGUCCACCUUCGUAGACAUCUUGUCAUCUUCCCAGGUCUGGGCAAGCGGCAUCCUUGCAGCUAUUGUACCAUACAUAAACAAUCUUUUCAGUUCCUUCAGUAUCUCUGCACCUACAAUUCCUAACAAAAAGGCUUCUUUUUUUUUAACAAAAGUUAUUUGAAACAUAUUUUUCAAUCCAUUAUAUAUCAUUUCCCAGAAUUCCUUUAUCACUUUACAAUUCCACCACAUAUGAUAAAAGGUGCCUUCUUUUUGUCUUGCAGAAAACACUCACUUUUGACUUCACAGAGGACUCUUCCUUAAGCAAAAUUAUUCAUUUGACUAAAAAUCUUUGGAUAACUCUCUCCCUCUUUUAAUCACUUUAUUUCAGAGUCAAGAACUGAAUAAGCAGAUCAGCAGCAGCGUCGAAGAGACCAGCACCAACAAGAGUGAGAUUACCGAACUAAGACACACUCUGCAAAGCCUAGAAAUGGAACUGCAAACCCAAUUGUCUAUGGUAUAAGAAUUCUUUCUUUCAUUCAGUUAGCAUCCUUUUUUCUUUGAGAAUUUUUAUUUUACAAUUUUACAAUUGCAAAUAAACAUUUCACAAGCUUUAAAAUAUCCAGGGACUUCCCCUCUUCUCUUUCCGUGGUUCAUUUUGCGUAUCAUACAUCCCUGCAUAUUUUACUAUAACCAUUCAAAUCAAUUUUCCACUUUUACAUCCGUCAAAAAUUAUUUACUCUGUUGAAUUUAUCUUAAGGUGGCCAGUGUUUUCAGCUGUAUACAACCAUUUCCCACAUAUUCAAUAAAUGUUUUCCACUCUUCUUUAAAUGUAUGUUCUUCUUGCUCUCUUAUUCUAUGUGUUAAAUCUGCAAGUUCUGCAGAUUCUGUCGACUUAAGUUGCCUGUCCUCUUUAGUUGGGACCUCGCUCACUUUCCAUUUUGGGGCUAACAGUUAGCAUCUUUCUUUACUUAUUACUUUAUUACCUUUCUAACCCUUCCUUAAGUUUAAAACAAGAAGAGAGAUAGAGAAUAUACACAGAGGGUACACAUGGCCUUGUGGCAUCCAGCCCUACCAUUAAACAUACUAUGAUCUUUUAAAUGUGUUUGUGGGAGGGGCUAUUUGUUUGUUUAUGUUUUUUAUUAUCUGUUUGUGUUCUCGUUUUAUCUUUUUAUUCAACUUCCAAUGUUCCAUUCCCCCCCCUUUCAUCAGAAACAAUCUCUGGAGGCCACCCUGGCAGAUGUAGAAGGCAGAUUCUGUGGCGAACUUGCCCAGAUACAAGGAGUGAUAAGCAAUGUUGAGGGACAAGUGGUGCAGAUCAGGGAAGACAUGGAAAGCCAAAAUAGAGAAUAUGAACAGCUCCUGGAUAUCAAGAUCCGCCUGGAGAAUGAGAUCGAGACUUACCGCAGUCUGCUGGAUGGAGGAGACAGGUAAAAAAGGGAGGAACGUGGUAGAAUCUGCUGUUCCUAAAUGUCUUUGGUUCUCCUUUGCCUAAGGGUCCACACAUCACUUGGUUUCUCAUUGCUUAAUUGGACGUUCCCCCUCUCAAUAUGCACAUUCUCCAGUCAGUUUGCAUAGUCUCCAAGAAACAUGCCCUUUCUUUCUAUUUCUGGUUCAGAAAAGGGCAAAUGUAUUAUGAGGCAGCCUGCUUGUGCUGGUUAAAAGAAUUGAUCAUUUUGAAUAAUGCAGACAUCCUGGAUUUAGAAGGUCACGAUUUAAACUUCAGCUGGCAUGCAUGUCUCUGGUAUGGGAAGGCGAGAACUUAUAAAAGUUUUAUGAACCAUAAUCUAAGGAAGAAUUUCUAUAGAGUUUGGGAGAAAUAGAAAAAUCUGCUGGAAAGGAAAACAUCUUUAUGGCUACAGUGGAACCUCGAGACUCGAGGCACAUCCGCAACUUGAAGCAUUCACAUCCAGAUGCUCCGCAUCUGCGCACAUGCAAAGUGGGGGAAAGGGCUGUGAGAGAAAGAGUGUGAAGUACUUCUGCACCCAACCACCCACAAUGAUAUUAGCACACUUACUCAAUACAUCCAAACUUCAUUACAGUUCAGAUAGAUGUUGCCUUUUCUCAUCUUUUUUUAUCUCGAUCCCACAUAAUAUCUACAAUAAAGACUUUACUGAUCUUGGUACUGUCAAAGGUACAUUCACAGAAGCCCUCUCCCCCCCCAACCAAGGUUAAAGUUUGUUUGUUUUUUACUGUUCUUAUAGUGAUUUUGAAUCUGGAUCCAGAAGAACCUCUUCAGAAACUAGAUCUAGAGGAUCUGUAGGUUCAAGUUCUAGAGACCAGACAUCUUCCAGCUCUGGAUCCAGAGCUUUUGGCAGUGGAGACUCGAGAUCCACAGGAUCUAGAGGGUUCGGAUCUUCCAGUUCUUCAGAUUCCAGAUCCAGGGUCCAAGAAACUUCCAGCUUUCAGUCACAGUCCAGAGGCUCUGGGUCUGCAGACUCGCAAUCUAGAAGCUCAGGAUCUACAGACAGAGGAUUUAGUGGUGAAAGUUCCCAGGAUUCAGGAUCAAGAUAUGGAAGCAGCAGCAGAGGUAAUACAUAUUGCUCUUAUUUUUCUGUUAAAAAUGCACAUUUCUAUUUUUGUUAAAAAUGCACAUUUAUUUUGCUACUAAUUUCAGAGGGUGAAAUAGUGCUGAUAAAUUGCCUAUUGGAAUACCAAAAUUGAACUGAGAAAGUUCCGUAUAUGGCAGGGUUGUGCUGGUGAAGAAAGAAUCAAUGUUAAGGAGCCACCAGUGUAAUAACAACUUUAUCUCAAAUGGUCACUGUGGCGUUUGCCUCCUAGAGUGGGUCAUAAGGAAAGGGUUAAAUGAGUGUGAUGUGAUUGGCCAGUGGGAAUGCAAGGGAGGAGUAAAAGUUAGAGUGGGAGGUUUUGAAAGUCAGUUGAGGUUUGGGAAUUGGAGAAGGAAGAGGGAGAAUUAGGUGUGGGUUGGUAGAGUUUAUUGUGAGAGAGUGAGAGGAAUUGUCAGGUGGAGUCAGAUAGAUAGUUGGGAAUAAUCAGUUUGAAGUUGUUAGGAACUAAGAUCUAAGCAAAAUUAACUGAAACCAUAAGCUUGUUCCUGCAUUUAAAAAUAAACUUGAUUAUUUGUUAAUGUUAACAAUUAUCUGGACUCCGUGUGUCCCCCUGAGAUAUGGCAUGGUGGCAGCGGAAAAAGCAAUCGCAGUGGUGGCACAGGGUCAAUAGACCAGGGGCCCUGUGUGUGAUCACCACAGUCACCCAGUGCAGAAAUUGCCCAAUGGGAUAGUUGAUCAGGGUUGCAGCCGCUCCCACUGACCCUCUUCCCUCCAAGCUGCUAUUUGCAUGGGCUAUGAAUUGUGGGUCAACUCUGGGCAAAUGGGAUAUUGAUGGCACAGAGUGUGUGGCACAAUGACAGAGCAUCUGCCUUACAUACAGAACAUCCCAGGUUCAAUCACCUACAUAUCCAAGCAGAACUGGGAAAGCAGACAGAAACCUGGAUAGCUGCUGCCAAUCAGUAUAGACAAUACUGGCUUAUAUGGGUCAAUGGUCUGGUUCACUAUAAGGCAGCUUUCUGUAUUUCUAAGUAGUACAGUACCCCCCCCAUGUUUAAAUAAGAGCUCCGUGAUCUGCCUGUUUAAAAGAAUAACUGCUCUCCUAAAUGCCUGCAUUUUCUUUCUUGCACAGAUGUACAAAAAACAAGAGUGAUCAAGACAAUAGUGGAAGAUAGAAUUGGUGAUCAAGUCGUCUCGACUCACGUCCAGUCGGUUGAAGAAAAGCCAAUUAAAUAA